AUGUCGGCUUUGCCUGACAGCGUACUGAACUGGCUCUACGGCCAGCUCUCCACAAGCUAUCUGGACGCCAAUCGUACAUACUCUGAUAUCGUCGAAUCCCUCUCGAAUUAUCGGUCCCUGCGACCGCGAACCGAAGUUUACACAUAUGAGAAUGGACAAUCGGCCUUAUUCAUAAAUAUAAGCGGUACCAUACCUGUGCAAUUUAGGGGCGUAGUCUACAGAUUUCCCGUCACGAUAUGGGUGCCAUAUGCGUACCCAAGAGAAGCGCCAAUGGUCUACGUGACGCCCUCACAAGAUAUGGUAGUCACACCAGGUCAGCAUGUUAGCGGAGAUGGAAGAGUGUAUCAUCCGUAUCUAGCGCAAUGGGGACAAUACUGGGAUAAAUCUUCGCUUUCAGAUUUCAUAUCCGUCCUCCGGGGCGUCUUUGCGAAAGAACCGCCAGUGAGAACGAAACAGCACCCGCAGUUUACGUCUCCACAGACCACACAACCUUCACCUCAACCUCCUCCCGUCCCGCCGCCACCGGAGGAGCUUCGAAGAGCAAACCAUCAUACGCCUACGCCUGCCAAUACGACCCCCUCGAAUGGAGCUCCACAGCCUCCGCCAAAACCCCCAAAGCCUUACUCCUCCACUGGAUCCCCUAUUCCAGGUUCCGCCCCUCCACCGCCCCCAAAGCCGCCUCAUUCAUCGCAGCAGGAUUAUACACAGGUCCAACAACGUCAUAGCUGGCAGCAAGCUCAUGAUCUACAAGCUCCACAACAGUCCCAGAGCCAACACCCUCCUCAGAGACAGUCCUCUUUAUCUCAGCCUCCACGUCCGCAGAUCCAACCACAGUAUAAUCGCCAGGGCCAGUUCAGUAGCCCUGUGAGUCCCAUAACUCCGAUAUCUGCACCUCGCGGACCUGUACCUCAAUUCCAGCAACAACAACCACAACCAUACCAACCGCAAGUGCAUUCCGGACUACGACAAUCUCAACAAACUCUACACGACACAGCUCUUCCUCAGCCACACCCGCACUACCACCCUUCAGGCCAUCUGCAACAUCAAUCAUAUCCAUCUCAACCACAACCACACUCUCAAUCACAGCCGUCCAAACCAAAGCAGCCCAUCCCUGACCUACUUGAUGCUCCCUUAGACGUCACCCUUCCCUCCCAAGACCCAUCGCACGCCCAUCUCCCGGCUCCUCCCAUUCCCCCGAACCCUGAGAAAGACGCCCUCCUUCGUACCCUCUCUACUGCUCUUACUUCACGCAUAAGCACCACCAUAAAUGCCAACACGGCCGCCAUCCCUGCUCUUCGAAGCCAGCAGACCGCACUCGGGCAAGCGCACAAUCAGUUGCAGUCUGAACUCCAUGAGCUACAACAGCUGGACGCAACACUUGCCGCAAAUGAGCAGAUAAUUCGAGAGGCAAUGCUGACAGCGGAUCGGGUUAUGGACGAAGCGAAACGCCGGAAGGUACCAGAUGUUGAUGAGGUAUUGGUCGCGCCAACAGUGGUAGGUGGACAAUUGUACACCUUAUGUGCAGAGGAGAGAGCUGUUGGAGAUGCCCUAUUUGUGCUUGGGCGUGGGCUGGACCGAGGGAGGGUGGGUGCUGAUAUAUUUGUCAAGCAAACACGAAGUCUGGCGCGCGAGCAGUUCUUGAAGAAGGCGUUGAUCAAGAAGAUUGCGCGCGGCAUGGGGCUCGAGGUGUAUGACUACGGACGAUAG
Messenger RNA from Pseudovirgaria hyperparasitica, 1707 nucleotides. RefSeq names its product UEV-domain-containing protein. Gene Ontology annotation, biological process: protein transport; endosome to lysosome transport; protein modification process. Gene Ontology annotation, molecular function: ubiquitin binding. The transcript is spliced from 5 exons. The coding region runs from base 1 to 1707 and encodes 568 amino acids. Gene Ontology annotation, cellular component: ESCRT I complex. The record is from RefSeq and is a predicted model, not a curated record. Lineage: Eukaryota; Fungi; Ascomycota; Dothideomycetes; Acrospermales; Acrospermaceae.